Molecule: messenger RNA, 1644 nt
Organism: Fibroporia radiculosa
Lineage: Eukaryota; Fungi; Basidiomycota; Agaricomycetes; Polyporales; Fibroporiaceae
Exons: 2
Coding region: 1-1644 (547 amino acids)
Source: RefSeq, a predicted model, not a curated record
AUGGACAAUAUCUUCGCCAUUGGCGUUGGACUGGCUCUGCGCGCGAUAAUCGACACUGUGACCCACCACAACCAUAGGGUAAAUGGCUCUUUGGUUGGACUGUGGGAAGGAGCAGUUCUUCACCACUUUCUAGCCAAAUUUCCCCGCUCAUUGGAUCCGUUUGUCGCCUUUGGAUUUCGUUUAUUCGUCGAUUUGUUGUUCACAGCAAGCGUGACGAGGCUUGCUAUCGUGGUUGUCUGGACUGGCCUUGGAUUACUGCUUUCCGACCUUGGUUUAGAACUCUUGGAAGAUAAACGAUUUCGUCGACUCUGGCGUCGCGUCCAGCGAGCCUUGCCCGCUUUUCUUAGGCCUUAUACAACUGCGCGUGCUCCCUCUCGUGUCCAGUUCCUUCAAGUACCUCCCAAUGCUUCCACAACUUCGUCUAACACCGCUCGCAGUCCCCCUAUCUUGCGCUCCCCCAUAUCACCCCGAUCGCAACCACAAUUACGACCUCAUGCAAGAUCACCGGUUCCCCCCGUCCCCGCACGUCGUCCCAGCACUCGUCCUCUUCCGGGCUCCUUUUCUGACUGGUCUGAGGCGGACACAGAGGCUACUCGCGCGUCGCGACUGCAGCAAUUACCUAUGCGAACGCGAACACCAUCAGAGCUCGAUUACAUUCCCGACAUUCCCCACACCCCCGGAAUGGAGACAUACCCUUCGAUAAUACGCCCUGCUUCUCGUCCUGUAUCCCGACCUACCAGAUCCGUCGCCUCUGGACUCACUACACCUGAACAAAGUGGUAGUCAAGCAAGCGGCUCGGAUGGACGACCUAGAGAUUAUUCUGGGUUAACAACUCCACUAGAGAGAUCAAUAAGCCCAGAAACCAGAAGAGAGCGAUUACCUCCAGUCAUGAUUAUUGAGGACGAUGGCUUCCAUGACGGAGCUCGCACGCCUACGAGGACUGAGUUGACAGACUCUCCUCCAAUUCCAAUUCCUCUUCGACCAUCCUCACGACAUUUGGACCCAUUGGUCUCAGUACCUCCAGAGCUUGGAGAUCCUCUGCCAACUCCAAGCAUCGCACCACCCGCUGGUGAAAUGCCCGACAUACCCACUCCGGAUGACGUGGAUGCAGCAAUGACAGAGCGAGGUACUGGGAACAGGAGUCCACCCCCGUCGUAUGAUCAAAUGGACACGAAGUUUCCGGAUAAUGUGUCCGUCGCUGAGUCUCAGGCACCUAGCGUGAUCUCGGAACAUUCACAUGGGGCGCUUGUGUCAAGAGCUGAUACUCUGAGGAAGGAAGCCGUUGAACUGGAUGCCACUAGGGCAAAGCUAAAGCGGGAGUAUGAUGCUGCAAAUCGUGACAAAGACUUUUGGCUGGCUUUUCGGCUGAAAGUUGAACACGAUAGAGCUGCUCAAAAUGCCCAGGCCAUGCACGCGAGAGCCGAGCGACGCUACUUCAAAGCGCAUAAUCGCACUCCUGAGCCGCAAACAAUUGAUGUGCACCGUUUGAAGGUCCCUGAAGCAGUGGCUAGAGUUGAGCAAUCAUUGUUUGACGCUCUUGAAGCUGGGACUCCGGAAUUGCGUGUAAUUACGGGUCGGGGGAAUCAUUCAAAGGGGAAGAUACCGGUCCUAAAGUUGGCCAUUAUUGGCGCGAUGGAGGAGUGA